Messenger RNA from Protopolystoma xenopodis, 801 nucleotides. The record is from the annotation of a GenBank genome assembly. NCBI's taxonomy places the organism in Eukaryota, Metazoa, Platyhelminthes, Monogenea, Polystomatidea, Polystomatidae.
AUGUUAACCAUUAUUCCAACAAUAAUUGAUGCGAAUUCCAGCUCAUCCCGGGGGUACGAAUAUGCAUUUCAUCAGAGUCAAGCGAAUUGUUCUCCAUCUAUACUUCCAAUACAGAGGCGCUGGUUUCAUAGUCAUCUUAGACAGGAAAAUGCUUGGCUAGCUGUACUUCUCGGCAUUGCUUCUGAAUUAGGCUGGCUCGCAUCGCAUGGCCAAUCAACUAUACUUUCCGGCCUAACUUUUCCCGAGGGCCCUCUACGCAUCCUCCAUGAUCACCUUGCUUAUAGUAUCUGGUUGGGAGUGGCUUCCGUUUGUGGUCACUUCGGAACAGCCUGGCUACCGGCGGUUGGAGCUGAGAUAACACAAUCGGAGGAUGGCUUUGGAUUUGAUAAUAGGCUGUCUUCUUCUAAUUCGAUGGCCAGCCUUCUAAACAGGAUUCCUAUCAAUAAAAAGUUGAGUAUGGAGGCCGAAAAUGUUGUACAAGUCAAGGCACUAAUAAAUACAAAUAAAACUAUAAACAAAAGUAAAAGUAUCCAUCAAGCUGAUAACCAGCUUGACUGGGCUGAAGGUGAAAUUUCACAGGAAAGAAGUUUUGUAGCUAAUUUGCUACCAUGGAAACUCAUCGACAAUAGCUCUAGUCCGAAUUCUAACAAGAAAAGCAACAGUCAAUCUACGUGGAAACAUCAGUUAAAUAUAUCUACAAAACUGCCCACAGAAUUUGAUAUGAUGGCGGAUGAUCAUGCCUCGGCAGCGUACUCCGAAUAUGGAAAUAUGCAGUCCGAAGAGCCCUAUGGUGGAGAAGAU